Acanthosepion pharaonis is the source of this 3738-nucleotide messenger RNA. The record is from the annotation of a GenBank genome assembly. NCBI's taxonomy places the organism in Eukaryota, Metazoa, Mollusca, Cephalopoda, Sepiida, Sepiidae.
AUGAUAUUGUAUACGUCACUUACAUACGAAUUUACUAAGUCUGGCACAAGGUCACAAAUUCUUAUCCAUAUCACACUAUCAGAUUCUUUUGAUCUUGUUCUGUCAUCCAUUCAUUCUGUUGGAUUCUUUGUUCCUUAUCCAUCAUUCUGUCGGAUUCUUUGUUCCCAUCCCAUCAUUCUGUCGCAUUCUUUUGUUCCUAUCCGGUCAUUCUGUCGGAUCUUUUGUUCCCAUCCUAUCAUUCUGUCGGAUUCUUUUUCAUAUCAUAUCAUUCUGUCGGAUUCUUUUGUUUUCAUCCCAUUCUGUCGGAUCUUUUGUUUCUGUCGGAUUCUCUUUGUUCUUUCUAUCCGGCUAUCAUUCUGUCGGAUUCUUUGUUCUUAUCCUAUCAUUCUGUCGGAUCAUCCCAUCAUCUGUCGGAUUCUUUUGUUCCCUUAUCCGAUCAUUCUGCCGGAUUCUUUUGUUCCUUAUCCUAUCAUUCUGUCAUUCUUUUUGUCCUUAUCCAUCAUUCUGUCGGAUUCUUUUGUUCCUUAUCCGAUCAUUCUGUCGGAUUCUUUUGUCCCUUAUCCGAUCAUUCUGUCGGAUUCUUUUGUUCCUUAUCCGAUCAUUCUGUCGAUUCUUUUUGUUCUUAUCCUGUCAUUCUGUCGAUUCCAUUUCAUCCUAUCAUUCUGUCGGAUUCUUUUGUUCCUUAUCACAUCAUUCUGUCGGAUUCUUUUUUGUUCCUUAUCCGAUCAUCCGGAUUCUUUUGUUCCUUAUCAUUCUGUUGGAUUCUUUUGUUCUUAUCCUAUCAUUCUGUCGGAUUCUUUUUGUUCCAUAUCCCAUCAUUCUGUCGCAUUCUUUUGUUCCUUUGUUCAUCCUAUCAUUCUGUCGGAUUCUUUUUGUUCCUUAUAUCCUAUUCAUUCAUGUCGAUUUCUUUUGUUCCUUGUAUCCUAUCAUUCUGUCGGAUUCUUUUUUCUUCCUUAUCCGAUCAUUCUGUCGGAUUCUUUUUGUUCCUUAUCCUAUCAUUCUGUCGGAUUCUUUUGUUCCCGAUAUCCUAUCAUUCUGUCGGAUUCUUUGUUCCUUAUCCGAUCAUUCUGUCGGAUUCAUUCUGUCGGAUUCUUUUUGUUCCAUAUCAUCCUGUCGCAUCAUUCUGUCGGAUUCUUUUGUUUCCUUAUCCUAUCAUUUCUGUUGGAUUCUUUUGUUCCUUAUCCUAUCAUUCUGUAUCAUUUCUUUCGCAUUCUUUUUUGUUCCUUAUCCGAUCAUUCUGUCGGAUUCUUUUGUUCCUUAUCCUGUCGGAUCAUUCUUCUGUCGGAUUCUUUUGUUCCUUAUCCGAUCAUUCUGUCGGAUUCUUUUGUUCCUUAUCCUAUCAUUCUGUCGGAUUCUUUUUUCCUUAUCCCAUCAUUCUGUCGGAUUCUUUUUGUUCCUUAUCCUAUCAUUCUGUCGGAUUCUUUUGUUCCUUAUCCGAUCAUUCUGUCGGAUUUCUUUUGUUCCUUAUCCGAUCAUUCUUUGUCGGAUUUCUUUUGUUCUUUAUCCCUAUCAUUCUGUCGGAUUCUUUUGUUCCAUAUCCUAUCAUUCUGUCGCAUUCUUUUGUUCCUUAUCCUAUCAUUCUGUUGGAUUCUUUUGUUCCUAUCCUAUCAUUCUGUCGGAUUCUUUUUGUUCCUUAUCCCAUCAUUCUGUCGGAUUCUUUUCUUCAUCCGAUCAUUCUGUCGGAUUCUUUGUUCCUUAUCCUAUCAUUCUGUCGGAUUCUUUUGUUCCUUAUCCUAUCAUUCUGUCGGAUUCUUUUGUUCCAUUAUCCGAUCAUUCUGUCGGAUUCUUUUUGUUCCUUAUCCUAUCAUUCUGUCGGAUUCUUUUUGUUCCUUAUCCUAUCAUUCUGUUUGUUCCUUUUGUCCUAUCCUAUCAUUCUGUCGGAUUCUUUUGUUCCUUAUCCUAUCAUUCUGUCGGAUUCUUUUGUUCCUUAUCCAUCAUCAUUCUGUUGGAUUCUUUUCUUUUGUUCCUUAUCCUAUCAUUCUGUCGGAUUCUUUUGUUCCCGAUAUCCUAUUCAUUCUUCCUUAUCCGUUUCUGUCGGAUUCUUUUUGUUCCUUAUCCUAUCAUUCUGUCGGAUUCUUUUUGUUCCUUAUCCUAUCAUUCUGUUUGAUCUUUUUGUUUCAUCCUAUCAUUCUGUCGGAUUCUUUUGUUCCUUAUCCUAUCAUUCUGUCGGAUUCUUUUUGUUCCAUAUCCAUCAUUUUGUUCCUUGUUCCUUAUCCUAUCAUUCUGUCGGAUUCUUUUGUUCCUAUAUCCUCGCAUUCUUUUGUUCAUCCGAUCUUUUGUCGGAUUCUUUUGUUCCUUAUCCCAUUCAUUCUGUUCCAUAUCCCAUCAUUCUGUCGCAUUCUUUUGUUCCUUCCUAUCCCAUCAUUCUGUCGGAUUCUUUUUGUUCCUUAUCCUAUCAUUCUGUCGGAUUCUUUUGUUCCUUAUCCUAUCAUUCUGUCGGAUUCUUUUGAUUUAUCCGAUCAUUCUGUUGGAUUUUUUUUCAUAUCCUAUCAUUCUGUCGGAUUCUUUUGUUCCUUAUCCGAUCAUUCUGUCGAUUCUUUUGUUCCUUAUCCUAUCAUUCUGUCGGAUUCUUUUGUUCCUUAUCCUCAUCAUUCUGUUGGAUUCUUUUGUUCUUUUUGUCCAUAUCCUAUCAUUCUGUUGGAUUCUUUUUGUUCCUUAUCCGAUCAUUCUGUCGGAUUUCUUUUGUUCCUAUCCUAUUUCUGUCGGAUCCCUUAUCCGAUCAUUCUGUUGGAUUCUUUUGUUCCUUAUCCUAUCAUUCUGUCGGAUUCUUUUGUUCCUUAUCCUAUCAUUCUGUUGAUUCUUUGUUCCAUCCUAUCAUUCUGUUGGAUUUUUGUUCCUCAUCCUCAUCUGUCGGAUUCUUUGUUCCAUAUCCUAUCAUUCUGUUGGAUUCUUUUGUUCCUUAUCCGAUCAUCAUUCUGUCGGAUUCUUUUGUUCCUUCAUCCUAUCAUUCUGUCAUUCUGUCGAUUCUUUUUUUUUUCCUAUCCUAUCCUAUUCUCUUUUGUUCCUUUUCCUAUCAUUCUGUUGAUUAAUUUUGUUCCUUAUCCCAUCAUUCUGUCGCAUUUUUUGUUUUUGUCCUAUCAUUCUGUUGGAUUCUUUUUGUUCCUGAUCCUAUCAUUCUGUUGGAUUCUUUUUGUUCUUAUCCUAUCAUUCUGUUGGAUUCUUUUGUUCCUUAUCCCUCAUUCUGUCUCUUUUCUCUUUUGUUCCCCAUCAUAUCUAUUAUAUUAUUUUAUUCCAUAUCCGAUCAUUCUGUCGGAUUCUUUUGUUCCCUAUCCGAUCAUUCUGUCGGGAUUUUGUUCUUCCUAUUACUGUUGGAUUUUGUUCCAUAUCACAUCAUUCUGUCGGAUUUUUUUGUUCCUUUAUCCCAUCAUUCUGUCGGAUUUUUUUUUUUCCUCAUCCUUUCAUUCUGUCGGAUUCUUUUGUUCCAUAUCCCAUCAUUUGUCGGAAAUUUUGUUCCUUCCGAUUUUUUACACCAAUCCAUAUCACAUCAUUCUGUCGCAUUCUUUUAAUAAUAAUAAUAUCCGAUCAUUCCAAGUCGGAUUCUUUUGUUCCUUAUCCUAUCAUUCUGUAAGAUUGAGGUUUGUUCCAUAUCACAUCAUUCUGUCGGAUUCUUUUUUUAGUUCCUAUCCUAUCAUUCUGUCGGACGAUUUUGUUCCUUAUCCUAUGCCUGUUGCCAUGCCUUAUCCUCUAAUUAAUUUGUUCCAUAUCCUAUUGGGUCGGAUUCUUUUGUUUAUUCCCUAA